GGGGUCAUUAUCGUCGUUGAUUUGGACUCAUUUUCUCACACAGUCCGUUUCGCCCUGCUCAGUACUCACUCAUUCUCUACUAAAAAAUGCAGCAUUUUUUGACAGUUUGAAUCUCUUUGGAGUUGAAAAGCUAAGCAAUUUUCAGCAAAUGGAAGGCAUUGAAUCACAAGUAUACAUGCAGCAUCAGCCCACAACACUUGAUAAACACUACUUAGGGUUUCAUCAUCCUCAACCUCCUGACGGAACGUCGUCGUUUUCAUCCGAACAAGACCUUCGAAGCCCCGAGGAAAACGAGGUUGAUGAUGAAUUACUGCUGCAAAUUAUUGUUGAAGAGGUUCGGGAUUUGGUGUUGAACCAGGCAGUCAGUGAAGAGAAGUCGAAAAGUGAAGCGGUUGCGGCAAAAUCUGUAAAUCAAGAUGAAAUAGCUGUGCAAAUCAUCAAUGAAGAAGUUCGGAAUUUGGUGUUAAACCAGGCAGUAAGUGAAGAAUCCAAUAAGGCAAAGCCUGUAAAUGAAGAAGAGCUAGCUGUGCAAAUCAUCAAUGAAGAGCUUCGGAAGUUGGUGUUAAACCAGUCAUUUAGUGAAGAGAGAGCAAGAGAAGGAGAUAUAAAUGAAUCGGUUAAGGAAGUAUCUGAAAAUGUGAAAGGUGGUGAGGUGGUUUCAAAGGAAUGGGGAGCUGAUCAGUAUGAAGAUGAUGAGCAUAGUUGGAGGGAAAAUGUAAAUGUGGUUGAUGUGGGGAAUGAGGAAGGUGGCGAGGCGGGUUCAAAGGAAUGGGGAGUUGAUGACCAGUAUGAAGAUGGUGACUGUAGUUGCAGGGAACACGAAAAUGUGGUUGGUGUGGAAGAUGAGAAAGGCAGUGAGGCGGGUUCAAAGAAAUGGGGAGUUGAUCAUUACGAAGAUGGUGAUUAUAGUUGGAGCGAAGAUGCAAAUGUGAUUGAUGUGGAAAAUGAGGCAGGUUUAAAGGAAUGGGGAUUUAAUUGUUAUGAAGAUGGUGAUCAUAGUUGGAGAAGAAACGAAAAUGUGGUUGAUGUGGAAAAUGAGAAAGACGGUGAGGCAGGUUCAAAGUUAUGGGGAUAUAAUGCGAAUGGGAGGGGGUUGAUUUACCCGUUAAGACCUGAUGCCGAGGAUUGCGCUUAUUAUAUGAAAACAGGGGCUUGUAAAUAUGGAGUGAAUUGCAAGUUUAAUCACCCUUCCCCAAGACGAAAUCAGUGGUCCAUGGAGAAGGGCAAGAAAAAGGAAGAAAGUGAGGAAAGGGUUGGGCAGAUUGAAUGCAAGUAUUACCUAACAGAAGGAGGGUGCAAGUACGGAAAUGCCUGUAAAUAUAAUCAUAGUAGGAGAAAGGAUGCAAUUUCACCUGUUCUGGAUUAUAACUUUCUUGGCCUGCCAAUUCGACCAGGAGAGAAGGACUGCCCCUACUACAUGCGCACUGGCUCCUGCAAGUAUGGAUCCAAUUGCAGGUUUCAUCAUCCUGAUCCUACUACAGCGGCUGGAAACAAUCGUUCCUUUGGAUACAACAAUAGUGGAUCUGCCCCAGUACAAAGUGCCUCCUAUUCACCAGUGUCUUCUUGGUCUUCACCACGAGCAUUGAAUGAGACAUCUCCGUUCUUACCAGUGGUUUAUACAACAAGCAAAGGCAUUCCUCCUCCAGGUCCACAAUGGAACAGUUUUCUGACCACGGUCUGUCCAACCUUAGAGAAGAGCCUACCUACACCUCCAGCAUUUACUAUGGAUGAUCCAGCAACUAAGACAAACUUCUAUCCCCGACCUCAACAACCAUGGCUUGUUGAAGAAUACUACCCUGAACGUCCAGGUCAACCUGAUUGCAGUUACUUCAUCAAAACAGGAGACUGUAAAUAUAAAGCUAACUGCAAAUUUCAUCAUCCAAAGACUCAAAAUUUCAAGACAAACCUGAGUAUUCUCAGUAACAAGGGCCUGCCACUAAGACCAGGUCAACCUGUCUGUUCAUUCUAUAGCCGUUAUGGGAUUUGCAAGUUUGGACCUGGUUGUAAGUUUGACCAUCCAGAAAAUAAUGACAAUGUAGCUUCUCCUCCUGCGUUUGGUUUUUAUCAGCCCCCAUUUGGCAACUCUGCAACAACAGAUGGCUCGAGGAUGGCGAGGAAAGGAAAUGGAAAUGGCUCUCUAGUACACCAGUCGUUCUAAGAAAUCUUUGCAGGCAUUUUCAUCCGGCAAUUAGAAUAGAAAUCACAUGGCUUACAAAGAGACUAGAAACUCCUAUAGUCCUUUAAACGUUUUGUGUUGUCCAAAGCUCAAGCAAAUAGGAUUUGUAUAUUAUUGUAUGUUUUUGGACUGCAAGAUGGUAUAUGGGUGAUGAUGCAGCACUAUGUUAUUAGGAAUGUUAAUCAGAAUAUGCAACCCUUUUUUAAUUCUAGUUCUUGCUCGUGCAUGAAAGUUACAUUUCAAGGAUGGAUUGGCAUA
Capsicum annuum is the source of this 2434-nucleotide messenger RNA. Its product is annotated as zinc finger CCCH domain-containing protein 67. NCBI's taxonomy places the organism in Eukaryota, Viridiplantae, Streptophyta, Magnoliopsida, Solanales, Solanaceae. The record is from RefSeq and is a predicted model, not a curated record. The transcript is spliced from 6 exons. The coding region runs from base 149 to 2158 and encodes 669 amino acids. Gene Ontology annotation, molecular function: metal ion binding; mRNA binding.